UGUGCGGCAGUGAGGCGCGGGAGGAGGUGCGGGUCGCUCCAUGUCGCCCCAGUAGCAGUGUUGACCUCAUGAGGCGAGGCGCUCCCGCUACCCCCUUCCCUUAACCUAAGCGCCGUGUUGGGAAUAUACCCCGACGGUUCUCUCAGGAGUAUAUAGCCUUUAUUGUUCUCUUGAGUUCGUAUUUGUGUGGGGAUUUUGUCCCAAGUAGCAGGGUAGUUUUGUGUUGGUGUAGUGGAGCAGAUCUUGUAGUGGUGGUGUGUUGGAGAGUGGUGAGAGGUGGACAAAAGGGCAGAGGAGACACGCUGCCUGUCUUUCCUGCUGUGUGCAAGUGUCACCCUUCUCCUCACUGGAGGACAGUUUGGUUUCAAUGGAUGUGUUCAGCGAUUGCCCAGCCGCAGACGUCGUACGAUGUGUCUGCGCUGAGCCAGUACCCUCAGCGGCUCCGCCAUGCGCUGCCCUCCGUCAUGCACGCCUCGCCACUCUGGGCCCCACCCGACUACCGCUUCAGACUUCAUAACUAAGUCAAUAGUGUGUUAGUGGGGUAUGUGCCGGCUGCCUCGGCUCAACAACGCCGGCUUCUCUUCAUUACAGGAUAAACAUGAUGGCUGUCAUAUGAUAGUGAGUCAAACGUCUCCAGCUGUGGACAAGUACCUUGUGUAUAUUGAGGAGAGUGACUGUAGCACUGCCUGACUACUCGCAGUCUGCUCAAAGUGUCAUUCGCCAUUCGGUGUAAGCGUAACCGUCGGUUUAAGCGUGAGAGCGUCGGUGUAAGCGUGACGGUCGGUUUAAGCGUGAGAGCGUCGGUGUAAGCGAGUAAGCCAUGCUGUCCUCUGAGGACAGUGCUGAUGACGAGUUUGUGUUCGUAACCAAGACGACGGCGGGGGCGGGUGUGGCCUACCAGGACUCUCCUGGCACCACCACGCCCAUCACCCGCCACCCCCGCCCACACCAUCGCCUCAACCAGCCUAUACCCAUCACCCUGGACCUAGUGACCAUGCCGGCGACGCCAGUGCCACGCACAUGGCCCGCCUCCUGCAGUGCCACUGCCACCCGGGCUAAGGUCACCCCGCUGCCCCCUGAGCUGAUAGAACUGCUGCCGCCACACCUGCGGGAGAACACGGUACCGGACUACUCAACGUCGACCACACCUGCAGAGGAGAGCUUGCCCGAGAGACCGCCGCUGCCCACCACCUACUGCCCAGGUGACUACUCUAAUUUGGAUGACCCCUCCACCCCCACCACACCACACAACUACGACUAUUUGUCCCACAUCAUCACCCCCGACGCCCUCGGUCCUCUUACGUCCACUCACGCCAUCCGGUCCGCGUCUCUCUCGCGGGCCACCGUUCGUAACACCUGCACUCCCAACUCUUCCCACACUGCUCCAGCUGCCCUGGCGCUCACAGACUCUGGUAUCAGCAGCGGCGGAAGCAGCAACAGCAGCAGAAGCAACAGCAGCAGAAGCCUUCCUCGAGAAGUAUCAAGGAUAUGCAACAGUGGGCGGCCCUUACAACCUCCUUCGCCCAAGUUCACUAGGACAGCCACGAGCAGCACCGCCAGCAGCACCAGCACCACUCAGCCCCAAACACGUGUCUCCUACACUGCCGUCCUGGCUAGUGACGGCGAGAGGGCCUCUAUGAUCCGCCGUCUGGAGGCCCUCACGCCAACACACACACCAUUGCUCAGUAACUUCAGAGCUGCUAACAGUCACAACAUUGGUGCAUUUCAGGCAGAUCUCUCUAACAUAGAGGAGCGUCCCCACACGCGUCACGUGGCCACAGCCCACACUACUGUUGCACCAGUUGACCAGCCCAAACCCAGCCCGGUUGCUAACCUUGUGCCAUCCUCUGUGUCUUGGACCACACCCACGCUAGAGGGCGGUGUGGGAUACUCUUUCCCUGACCCGCCCACCACAACACAGCCCACGCCCUCUGCCCACCCACCAUUUCCUCCCGCACCUGUGUCAACAUGCGCUCAUGUACACACACAGCGAGCAUCUACCCGACCCUCACAGACGUGGGCUGCCUCACCGCCCUCCAGUCCUCAAAUGCGUCGUGCAUGGAACGUGAUUGGUGUCCCGGUACGAGAAAUACGCCACAAAGGCAGUCCGUCACCAGGUAGCCGUAGCCCGUCACCAGCUCCCCACAGUCCGUCACCAGCUGCCCGGAGUCCUUCGCCAGCUGGUCGAAGUUCGUCACCAAUUGAAAUGUCCCAACGAGGCCUUCACUGUGGUGGCUUUCAUUCGGACUCUGAUAACAUCUACGAUAACGUGGUGGUGCGCCACCCACCCCUGGCUGCCGCCACCGUGCGGACUGCGCCCACUGCCAGCGUUCCGCCCACCUUCACCCCACAUCCCCACCCCACCACUCCGCCACGAAGAGUGCCCUGCUCGUCUCUUACUGGAAAACCGCCUUCGCCUCCCACCCAGCGGCGAGCCUCCCGCUCUCCCACGCCCCAGACGGGCUGGAAGCCAGCAGGCAGGCCCAGCAGCCCCCACUGCCUGCCUUAUUAUCAUACUCCAGACCCACAUUAUGGGGGCUGCUGGGUGCCCAUGUGGGGAUCGUCGCCGCAGCUGUUCCAGCCGGGCGCCGGCCCCAUGUAUCCUGCUUAUGUAUACAGCGGGCCGACCGGGGAAAUGUGUGAAGGCCGGAGUCACAGUUGUGAUCGCAUCCCUGCUCGCCCCUCCCCGCCACCCUCGCCCCGUAACGGGCGGCGAUCAGCCUCGCCCUGGCGAGGAGGGUCGGCCUCUCCCAUCGGACAGGUGCAGGCCCCCUCCGCAGACUGUGGCAGUGGCCGCCCACCACGCCCCAGACGACCACCCCACAGGAGGUCCAAAACAGUGGAAGUGGGUUGUCUGGGUGUGCUGGCUCACCCGCCAUCCAGCGGGGCCAUGCCCGCCGUGGUGCUGGCUGACUCCACACAGAUAUCGCCGCACGCCAUCGCCUACCUCCCCUCCUCGCCCACCUCUCGAGGUCCUCCUCCUAACCAGCUAUACAUGCAAGGCUUUGGCCACCAAAACGUACCCACCUGUCACACGCACACUCAGCCCAGACAGCAAUGUGUCCCGCACAUCGGUACAAUUGCCGAGCAGAGCGGCAGGCUUGGGGUCGAGGCUUGUUCUAGCAGGAAAGGAACACCGUCGCCAUCCAUGAUGACGUCGCUGUACAGUCCGCCAUCCUUGCCAGUACCUUCACCUGUGUUUGACAGGCAAGCACACGCAGGUUCCUCGAAACAUAAGGGCAGCUCUGUGGAGGAGCGAGUGAGCAGGUUGGAGGGUGACAAGGAGUCCUUGCAGCUUCAGGUGACAGUCCUCAGUGAGCAGGUGGAGGCGCAGACGGAGAAGAUAGCAGACCUGGAGAGUCUCCUCCAACAAAAGAAGGACCAACUGCACAAGUCUGAGGAACAGUUACAGAAAGAAGCAAUGGCAAGAUCGAGUUUGGAGACGCAGUGUCUGGAACUAGUAAGUGAAAUAAGCAAUUUGAAGCUCCGUCAAGCUGCAUACGAACGCGAAAAUAUUGAUCUUCGAGAAAAAAUUAGACGAUCGGAUCAUCAAUCUGAUCAUGCCAAAGCACAGCCAGCAGUGUCUGGUGCCUGUAUUGGACGCACUCCUAGCAUCCGGAGCGUGACACCCGCGGCUGCUUCCACUCCUAUUCACUCCUUCCUGGUCACACCAGAUUCACCACCACCUAGUCACCAGCUUGCAGCCCAGCUGACCAACUCCCCUUCUCCAAGUAGCAUCUCAACCCUGUCCACAAUCCCAGCCUCCUCACCCACCAAGUCCCCCGCUCAACCCACCACUGCUUCACCUGCCUCAUCACCAGUAGCCUCACAUGAUACUCGCGAGUUCAUGCCACCGAGGACCCCACCACCAAAUGCUAGACGAAAAAUUGACCAGUUUGGCACAGUUCCCCGCCAAAGAGAGGCUGGAGUGUGUGGAGAAAACAACCAUGGAGCACCAUCUUCAGGACGAUCUAAGGGCGUCAUGUUCGGUAAAGGAUUUCACUUCCUUCCAUUCCGUGUGGCGGGAAAACGGAGCACUUCGGCCCCCAACUUAGCGGAGACUGAAAUGCAGAUGAUCGAUGACCUUUCCGAAGGAGAUUACUACCCACAGGUGGAUGGGGUGGUACAGUCUGCAUCAUCAUCUCCACGGUGCAAUACCCUCACUGGCCAUAGGUCUCCACCCACACACCCCAAGGCAACAGGCAUCAAAAAAAUAUUUACCAGGUUGCGUCGUAGCAGUUCUGGUCAUCUUGACAGUGACCUGGGGGAAGGAGAUUUCAGACGAGGAGGAAUGAGAGCCACUGCUUCUGCCCGCCUUGGCUGGACAUCUCCUACAACCUCUUUUAAAGAGCCAAAUGAAGCCUUUACUGGAUGGAGCAUAGAGACUAUAGAAGCAUGGUUUGGUGCUCUUGGACUGAGUCAGUAUUGUUCAGGUGUUCGUGCUUGGUCGUCAUCUGGACACCAUUUGUCUAGAGCUACACAACAACAACUGGAACGAGAGCUUGGCAUUCGCCAUCCGCUACAUCGAAAAAAAUUACAAUUAGCAAUUGCGGCAAGACUGUCUGGGGACCAAAUUAAUACUCCAUUAGCUCGAUUAGACCAUUCCUGGGUAUUGCGGUGGCUGGAUGAUGUGGGUUUACCUCAGUAUAAAGAUUCCUUUAGUGAAGCUCGCAUUGAUGGUAGAGUUCUCAACUGCUUGACAUACGAUGACUUGUCUUUCCUCCGUCUCUCUAACCUCUUACAUGUCACAUCUUUAAAGCGAGGUAUUCAGGUGUUACGAGAGCACAACUUUGAUCCUUCUGUGCUGAAACGUCGUUCAGUGCCAGAUGAGGGUCAGAGAAUUAGAACAGCGGCUGAAGUUGCCCUUUGGACAAAUCACCGGGUCAUGGAAUGGCUACGAACCGUUGACCUCUCUGAAUAUGCUCCCAAUCUAAGAGGCUCAGGAGUUCAUGGAGCACUAAUGGUUUAUGAAGUCCGCUUCACAUCUGAGCUUCUUGCAUCACUCCUUUCAAUACCUUGUGGUAAAACACUCCUAAGACGACACCUCAACACACAUUUCAAGGAGUUGGUUGGGCGUUCUGUAGUCCAGGAAAAGAGAGAAUUAGAAGCUGCAUCUGGGUACACUCCUCUAACCACCUCAGCUAAAGUCAAGAUGCCCAAAAAAUCCCAGUUUUCUCUCAAGCGCAAGAAAUCUAAGUCUGACUUGGAAUUUGACGACUUGCUGUGCCCUCUUGAUGAGAAACCUCCAGUUGGUGCUCUGCAGGACAAGGACAAGGAGCGUCUCCAGCGAGCGUCCGCUCCACCAGUGAUUGGCCGCAUCACCAAGGUGUAGUUGGAAGACUCUACUGGUUGUCAGACUUCUCUACUAGUCUGACCAGUCUACAGCUCUCACUUCUGCCUGCGUCCAGUGCCUCUUUAUUGACAUGUGAGCCAGUGUACAUUCAUCUAAGUCAGGGAUUUGAACUUUCAUUUUCUGUAGUUACGAGUUACAAUUUUCUUUAGUGAUUACCAAAAAUUAUUAAUUUUAAUAGUGGCAUAUUUUAAGAUACUGUUCCAUUUAUUAUCUCAAAUAAUAAUCUUAGUUAACAAUAUACUGUACUGAAAUAUUAUUUGAGAGAUGCAAGAGACAAUCUGUACAAGAACAUAUUCCUACUAGAAAUACCAUUUCUUGUAUUCUGAAAUGGACUGACUUCCAUGAAUGAACUUUCAGGCUUACCAACCUCAUAUGUGCCUUAUUGUUAUGUUACCAUUGAUGAAAUGCCAUUCCAUUCCGGCAGUUUGGAGGCAUGGCAGAUUUUCACUACCAUGUGCACUUGUUCUUGACAUCUCUGCAAUUCCUCCACAAAAAAUCUAUGAAAGAUGUGACAUAAUUGUUUAUUGUUCCUAAAUAGUUCCAGCUUAUGGUUAAAAGAAGUCAUACUUGUCAGACAGUGAAGUGGUCUACUGAAUUUGGCCAUUGCUCAAAUUAAAAUUUCAUGUUGAUAAAAUUCCAUACGAAGUGAUCAUGUAUAACUGCAAAAUUAAAAAAGAUAUCGUAUAUUAAGUUUAAGAAAAAAUGAGCUGAUUUUGUUUGUUUGAGCUUGAGAUUGCAGUGAAAAGGAUCUUUUAAAUUAUAAUAAAAAUAUGUCAGAUCUCAUUAGAGAAAGGUUAUUUACAUAGCUUGAUCAAAAAGUAAUUUAACUUGCCUUGGAUGAUAUAUGAUCCUUGUACACAUUGUUCAAAACAAAAUGAUACCUGGUUUCUUUAAGGAAAUACAUAAGUUUUAAUUUAAGUUUUAAUUUAAGGGAAAUGUCUGAGUCAUAUUAAUCUUGCCAAGUUUCUUUAGUAAUCAAUUUAUUAAUAUUUGACUUUUUUGACUGUUAUUAAAUACAUGUAUUAAAAAAAAUUUAUGCUGCAGAUAAGUUGAGAGUCAGACAUUGGCCUUUAUUAUGUAAUUUGUGCAGCUACAUGCAUCAGGGACAGCUAAAUUGAAGCUUUAAUGUAGGUGAAUGACUGAGCUUGCCAAGUAUUGUACACGAUGAUGGGGGUACAUGUACACUGUGUUGAAGCUGGUGAACAGGAAAUGUUCAGCAAAGUGCCAAUAUUGGUUUUAAAUAUUGUAUUUACUGCUUAUGAUAGGUAGUCAGUACAUUAGAGAGAGAGAACAGUCUUUGUAUAGAUUUUUAAAAUAAGAUUUAUAUAUGAUUAUUUCUAGUUCUGAAGUGAUAACUUUCCACACCAAACGUAAUUGGCAGCAUAAGAAGGAAUACAGAUAUUAAAUGACUAAAGCUUGUUUUCUACCUUAAAUAUCUUAAUGAAUUCCUUUAUUUUAAUUUUAAUUUACAUUGCCAUCAUGUAAACAACAAAUACAAACUUGUCUUAGGGAGGAUGUAAGGAUUUGGUACAAGUUUUAUUUCUCUUAAAUAUUUUGCUACUUAUUGCUUGGUACUCAAGUUACCAGUAUACUGUAUACUGUUGCAUUGCCUUUCAUUAUAAGUAGAUUACAGAAGAGUCAACAGUCAGGAACUGUCGGUGUUUUUCUGUGCCAGUUGAAGCUUUUGGAUGUAUUUUAUUGUUUGAUUUAUAAAAAAAAAAAAGAGUUCAUUGUACAGUAAUUAAAAAACCAGACCAAGCCACAUUUGUGCUCCAGUGCACACCAUGCAGAGAAAGUGACUGAUUAGUUGUUAUAUUAAUAGUAUAAUAUUAAUUCAUUGAUUUAACACCAUGACUAACAGGUUAUAUGGUAUCACACAUUACACUAUGGUGGCGAGAGGAAACACCUUCCCAACCUCCUAGUCACUGCUCCCGCCCGACACCUGGCAAGUGUCGAGCAAUACGCUCGGCAUCACUAAAUUGUUUUCUCUUUUUUUUUUUUUUUGGAAGUGUAAAAAUCUUUACAUUUUAAUCCAUAAUUUUUGUUUAAUGUAUUCAUAAAUAAUUGGAGCAUAAUAUAUUAUUAGAUAAUUUUGUAAUUUGUGUAUAAAAUCAUUCACAGUAAUUCAAAAAGGAAAAGCAAACAUUUUGCUAUUCAGGAUGAUGAAACUUGCUUCAUUUUACUUUAUGAUUAAAUUCUAUUGUAACAUUGAUUUAUUGUUCCACUUCACUAAUUAUUUUGGCUUGUUAUGUAUCUUUAUAAAGUUCUCCAGCCAGUACUGAUCAUGCUGUUUAAACUCAUUAUCUGGGGAUGAUUUCUAAGAGGUUUUUAUUAAAAUCACUAAAUCAUU
Molecule: messenger RNA, 7703 nt
Organism: Procambarus clarkii (red swamp crayfish)
Lineage: Eukaryota; Metazoa; Arthropoda; Malacostraca; Decapoda; Cambaridae
Source: RefSeq, a predicted model, not a curated record